Molecule: messenger RNA, 228 nt
Organism: Colletotrichum higginsianum IMI 349063
Lineage: Eukaryota; Fungi; Ascomycota; Sordariomycetes; Glomerellales; Glomerellaceae
Exons: 1
Coding region: 1-228 (75 amino acids)
Source: RefSeq, a predicted model, not a curated record
AUGGCGCCGAUCCCAGACAUCAUCGUCAACGCAGACAACGCCGAAGCGGUGGCGGCAUCCAUCUUACAUCACCUCGCCCGUCGCGACGAAGAAAAGUCCCGCACGGCGGGCUGGAUCGUCGGGUUGCUCGUGGCCGGCUGCAUCAUCCUUACCCUCAUAUACUACUGCCUCGACGACGCCUUCGGGAUGAAGCCACGCAAAGGCAAGAAAGACGUUCCCCCCUUGUAA